Prorocentrum cordatum is the source of this 300-nucleotide messenger RNA. NCBI's taxonomy places the organism in Eukaryota, Dinophyceae, Prorocentrales, Prorocentraceae. The record is from the annotation of a GenBank genome assembly.
AUGCACUGGGGUGCAAUGCCAGGCAACGCGAUGCAAAGUGAUGCAAAGAGAGGCACAGCGAUGCAGAGCAGUGCGCUUGCAACGGCAUGCGGCAUGCGGCAUGCGGCUGCAGGAUUCAGCGCAGUGCGACUGCGUACUGAAAAUCCUGCACGCGCAACGCAGCUCGGCUUCGAUGCAACCCGGGAGGGGUGCAGCGGGGCGGCGGCGACGGACCCGAACGGGGCCCCAGGGCCUGCAGACGGGCCUCUUAUCCAGAACACGGUGCGAGAAGGACUGGAGCGUCUUCGACCUGUUUUCUAG